AUCAACUACUGGCACGAGGAAGAGCAAAUGACCGACUGGAAAGAUUUUAUCCGGCACGAGGGCCAGGUUGACAAGGGCCUGGUGAUUGGGUUGAAGAGUGACAACUUCUACUACUUCACCAUCCAGGUGUACAACUCGGCAGGGUUGGGGCCAAUGUCCGAGUACUUCUUCCAGGAGACCUUGCAUUACCCUGCAGCACAGUAUCCUGAGGAGAUCCGAGUGUACUCGGCCAGCGGACAUCAUGUAGAGGUCUGGUGGAGGGGCAUCCAUAUCUCCCAGCCUGAGGGAAACAUCUAUGGGUUUGUGAUCUACUAUUGGCCUGCAAAUGAAAACUACAGGACAGCCUGCCAACAUGUGGUGCAUGACCACCACGCUCACCACGCUCACAUAGAUGUUGAGCCUGGUGUGGUCUACGCUCUCCGUGUCUCUGCCUUCGGGGAAGGAGGCUAUGGGAAGAAGUCCCUCACUACUUACUUUACCUUAG
Molecule: messenger RNA, 484 nt
Organism: Candidula unifasciata
Lineage: Eukaryota; Metazoa; Mollusca; Gastropoda; Stylommatophora; Geomitridae
Source: the annotation of a GenBank genome assembly